Molecule: messenger RNA, 1372 nt
Organism: Lutra lutra (Eurasian river otter)
Lineage: Eukaryota; Metazoa; Chordata; Mammalia; Carnivora; Mustelidae
Gene: ATG4A
Product: autophagy related 4A cysteine peptidase
Exons: 13
Coding region: 133-1329 (398 amino acids)
Molecular function (GO): protein-phosphatidylethanolamide deconjugating activity
Source: RefSeq, a predicted model, not a curated record
UCCGGGCGGGGAGGCGUCUUUGCCACUCUCACCGACUCAGCCCCUAGCAGCGCGGAACUACAGGUCCCAGGGUCCUUUGCGGCCGCCGUAGUCAAGUGGCCGGUGGAAUUGGCCCAGGAUGACAGCUGGAGAAUGGAGUCAGUUUUAUCCAGGUAUGAAAACCAGAUUACUAUUUUUGCUGACUACUUAGAAGAAUUUCCAGAUACAGAUGAGCUGGUAUGGAUCUUGGGGAAACCGCAUCUUCUCAAAACGGAAAAAUCUAAGCUGUUGUCUGAUAUAAGUGCUCGCCUAUGGUUUACAUACAGAAGGAAAUUUUCACCAAUUGGGGGGACAGGCCCUUCAUCAGACGCUGGCUGGGGAUGUAUGCUACGCUGUGGACAAAUGAUGCUGGCUCAGGCCCUGAUCUGCAGACACUUGGGAAGGGACUGGAACUGGGAGAAACAAAAAGAACAACCCAAAGAAUACCAACGGAUCCUCCAGUGCUUCUUAGAUAGAAAGGACUGUUGCUACUCUAUCCAUCAAAUGGCACAAAUGGGUGUAGGAGAAGGGAAGUCAAUUGGCGAAUGGUUUGGACCAAAUACAGUUGCACAGGUGUUAAAAAAACUUGCUUUAUUUGACGAAUGGAAUUCCUUGGCUGUUUAUGUUUCCAUGGAUAACACAGUAGUCAUUGAAGAUAUCAAAAAAAUGUGCUGUGUCCUUCCUUUGAGUGCCGAUACAGUGGGUGAGAGUCCCCCUGACACUCUGAACGUGUCGAACCAGAGUAAGGGCACCCCUGCGGGCCGCCCAGCCUGGAAACCCCUGCUGCUCAUUGUGCCCCUUCGCCUGGGCAUAAACCAAAUCAACCCUGUCUACGUUGAUGCGUUCAAAGAGUGUUUUAAGAUGCCACAGUCUUUAGGGGCAUUAGGAGGAAAACCAAAUAACGCCUAUUAUUUCAUAGGAUUCUUAGGUGAUGAGCUCAUUUUCUUGGACCCUCACACAACCCAGACUUUUGUUGAUACGGAAAAGAAUGGAACGGUUGACGACCAGACUUUCCAUUGCCUACAGUCCCCGCAGCGAAUGAACAUCUUGAACUUGGAUCCUUCCGUAGCGCUGGGAUUUUUCUGCAAAGAAGAAAAGGACUUUGAUAGCUGGUGUAGCCUUGUACAGAAGGAAAUCCUAAAGGAAAACUUAAGGAUGUUUGAAUUAGUUCAGAAACAUCCAUCACACUGGCCUCCCUUUGUUCCUCCAGCUAAGCCAGAAGUGACAACCACUGGGGCAGAAUUCAUUGACUCUACUGAACAACUAGAGGAGUUUGACCUGGAGGAAGAUUUCGAGAUCCUGAGCGUCUAGGAUAGCAGAAACGCGACUUGGCGGUCUGUCUUCCAGCUGGUAC